AACUCUGACCCCCUCUUUCACUCUUUCAGUUGGUAUGUGAUUGGUUCCUAGAUGCCUCACGGCUGCAAAAAUAUGGCGCUUUGAAAUCGGAUGAAUCUUUUUGAAUCACCCUUUGUAUAUGUUGUCAUAAAUAUAUACUUAAACUGAGUAUGAAUGAUUGUUACCAUGAAUUGUCACGGUUCAGGAUUUAGUGUUUAUUUAGAGGGUUUACAAGGUUGCUUGUGCUUGAUUGCAUCUCAACAAUGUGAACAGGGUCAGCAUGGAAUGGAUGACAAAUCUAUUGCUGUUGCUACUGUGGUAGCAGCAGUGGACCAGGCACGAAGUCACCAGCCACACUGUGAUAAUAUUGAGCUGUCCAGUGCAGAGGCAACUUGGUCAACUGAACAGUUCUUAUCUUUUCAAGAGCAGGGUGGAAAAAGACCAGGUGCUGUGACUGCAGUGCUUAUUCCUGGAGACCAAGGCUAUUCACACGGCCGUAUGCAUGCUGAGGGUGAUCGUGUUGAAGAAAGAUUCUUAGAACAUGAGUUAAACCAGCAAGUCAAACUAAGUGUGGGGCAGCAGGCCGCUUCUAAAACAAUGAGAACGAAGGCUGUGCACAUGCCCACUGCUACACAUGCAACCACCACGGACCAUAUCUCUCAGAUUCAAAGAACUAAAGAGAUUGCAUCCCAGGUGGAUACUGGCCUUGCCCCAUCACCAGUUCCACAUUUCACAGUUUCUAAAGUUACUGUUCCUAAACCAGAUCAUAGCCAUGAGGUAAGCAUGGGUGGUAUCAAGCUCAGCUCAAAUAUCUUACAGUACACGUAAACAAUUUACAGUAUUUAAACAAAGUAUUGACAGUAGCUUUUAAUAAUAAGCAGAUUGCAAUUAUUUAAUAUAAUGAACAUCCUAAACGUCUAAUGACGUGAUACCAGAUUUUGUCCCCUCAUUCAGAUUGUUAGUGUGGCUCAGUUUAGGGUGCUGUAUUUUAAGUAAACAUGAGAUGGAUGGGCACAAAUGCUGGCCACUCAAUUCGGAGAUAACAUGCCAUGUGAUGGUCUUAAAAUAGAACGACAUGCUGAGAGGUGAUAAGCAUAGGUCACCGCUUACCCUUUAUCUUCUGAAGCAUUAAUUAUCCUUUGAUUGAACUAUUUUUUAAAUUGAAAAUGAUAUAUAAAGUCAUGUGUCAUUUAAUAUGCUAAAUUAUAAUACUGUGCAGAAG
This is a messenger RNA of Colossoma macropomum (tambaqui), 1201 nucleotides long. RefSeq names its product titin-like. The transcript is spliced from 3 exons. The record is from RefSeq and is a predicted model, not a curated record. Bases 154 to 807 code for a protein of 217 amino acids. NCBI's taxonomy places the organism in Eukaryota, Metazoa, Chordata, Actinopteri, Characiformes, Serrasalmidae.